Messenger RNA from Brassica rapa (field mustard), 3298 nucleotides. RefSeq lists its product as uncharacterized. Lineage: Eukaryota; Viridiplantae; Streptophyta; Magnoliopsida; Brassicales; Brassicaceae. The record is from RefSeq and is a predicted model, not a curated record.
CCCUUCGAUUCCUUGGAUUUCCCUUCGAUUAUUCACCAAAAACGUGUGAAUCAUGGUUGAAACUAGGCUGGGUAAGAGAAAGGAUAGGCCUCCUCCAACGGAUCCUCCUCCGCAAAAGAGCGGGACCUCGAAGAACUCGAAGAAGAACAAACCGAAGAAGAGUUCCAAGAAGAGAAAAACAACGGAUGAGGAAUCACCGGCGGUUGAUUUUGUUGGAACCGUGGGAGUUGCGGAGGAGAAUGAAGUAGAAGAACCGGCUAAGGAUGUAGAAGAUCGGGAGAAAGAGAAAGAAGAAUCGGAGAAGGAGAAAGAAAGGGAAGAAGAAAAUGGAGACGAAGAUGAAGAAGGAAAUAGCGAUGAAUCUCAAGAAGAGAAAGACGAAAAUGGAGACAAAGAUGAAGAGGAAGAAGGAAAUAGCGAUGAAGAAGUAGAGAACAAAGAUGAAGAAAAAAUACAAGAGGAGGAAGACACCAGAGAAGAAGAGAACGGGACUCCCGAAGAGAACAGAGGUCAAAAUGAAAAUGAAAAUCAAGAACAAGGAGAACCCCCAUUGGAAGCGGAAUUAGGAAAUGUUGAUGGUGAUGGUGAAGGGGUUCUCGGGCAAGGAGAAGAGGAAUUAGAGGCAACCGAGGCAAUCAAACCGUUGAGGAUGUACUUCUAUGAGUCGGAGUACAAGAAACAAAUAAAGCUAGCGACCAAAUGUUUCGUCAAAGACGUUAUGGUUACAUUUGACAAUCUGGAACCGCCGAUGAGUGAUACUGAGAGGAAGUGGUUUGAGGAGCAUCCACAAUUCUGUCACGUGUUCCACCUGGAGAAGGACUCAAACCACAUGGUCCAAGGAAUGUGGAUGUUGCUAUUGCGGACAGUGGAUAGCUCGAAGAGGAAGGAAGUGUGGUUCAUUGUGAAUGGUGUUCCCAUCCACUAUGGCCUGAGAGAACACGCUUUGAUCUCAGGUCUUAGCUGCCGCAACUAUCCACUUGGGUAUAAGAAGUUUGGUGAUAGAAAGUUCGUGAAGCGCCAUUUCAAGAAGGGAGAAUCAAUAAGGCUUGAGGAUGUCAAAGCGAAGCUGUUGGCUAUGGGAGAACACAGAGACCGGCUGAAGAUGAUGGUUUUGUUCUUUUUAGGAAGUGUUAUCUGUGCGCAAACGAAAGUAGGAAAAGGCGCCAGAGAUGUUUUGGAAUUCUUCCAAAGAGCUGUGGACGAUCUCGAGUUCUGCGAAAACUUUCCAUGGGGGAGGUACUCGUUUGAUUACAUGGUUAAGGAGAUAUCGCACACCAUAGAUCAUUUUGGAGGUCGGGUUAGAGAGAAGACUUUAUGGCCACUUCCAGGUUUCUGUCUGCCACUGGAGUUGCUUGCUUUUGAGGCAAUUCCCAAGUUGGGAUUGAAGUUCAGAAAAGAGGUUGAAGACGUCGAUGUAGACUGUCCUAGGAUGUGCAGAUCAGUCUUUAAAUCAGCAGGGAUGAAAGGGUUUUCACUUUCAAAAUUGAAUCGGGAACUGGACAAACUGGACAAAAUAACGUCACGGGAUAUCCACAGCAUCCUUCCUACCAAGACAGAAGAAGAAGUAGCUCUUUUGGAAGAGCUGACUGAAGAGGAGGACGACGUUGAUGUCGAUGAUAUUUCUGUUGACAGUUGGGUAAAGCGUCUUGCAGAAGGACAUUCAGUCUUUUUUGAAGAGAUGUAUGAUGUAGACGUUGCUGCGCGUGAUCCAAAUGCACAAGAGGCUGUCGACGAAGAUCAGGAUGACGAAGAAGGUGGAGAGGAAGGAGGCGCAAGCCAGAAGAAGAUGAUGGAGGAGUUGAUCAAACAAGUGAAAAUGUUUGGCACUCAGCUAAAGAGAGUUAAGAAGACAAUGGACAAGUUUGAGGAAAGGAUGGUGGUUCCGUUUGAGGCGUUUAUGAAGAAAGCUAUGGAUGAAGGGCAAGGAAGCAGGGAGUGAAGAACUCGGUUAUGUAUUUUGUAAACUCGGUCAUGUAUUUUGUGGGAAGUUGGACCCAUUAUUUUGUUGUUGUGUGGAUGUUGGAAACCUCUUGACUUAUUAGGUAUGUUGGAUGGAGCUUGUUCUUGUUAUCAUGGAUGUUGCAAUCUUGUUAUCAUGGAAGUUCUUAUGAUUAUAUUUUGAAUGUGCCUCUUAAGGAAAACUAGGAAAAGUAGGAUAACUUAAUGAAAACUAGGACAACUAGGAGAACUAGGAGAACUUAAUGAAAACUAGGACAACUAGGAGAACUAAGAGAACUUAAUGAAAACUAGGAAAACUAGGAAAACUAGAAAUACUAGGAAAACUAGGAAAACUAGAAAUACUAGGAAAACUAAUUCUUCAACACCACACUUAAACUAAGCAUACAAUUCUUCAAACUUCUUAACAAUGUCAUCUUCUUCAUUUUUGUCAUUCCCGCCCCCGCCCUUCCCUGUCUUCUUCUUCUCCAAGUGAUUUUUCAUUUCAGAAAUGGUCUUUUGUAAUUGCUCAAUCACUUUAUCCUUCUCCUGGAUUUCAUCACGGGCUUGAAGCAAUGCUCUCCUUUGCCAUUCUGUACCAUCCUCUUCAUCGAACCAAGAGAAGUAAUUGCAUUCAUUUCCAAGCUGCAAUAAGGUCAAAAUUCAAACCCAAUUCAAAUUCAGAUUCCAUUAUAUCCAGAUUCCAUCAUAUAUUCAUACCUUAAAACGCGGACAGCCAUAAAAGUGUCGACCAGGAUUUUUCUCAGUCCAAGCUUGCCUUAUUUUCUCCGGCAAGCCACAGUGACACAACCUCAGACAAGAAAAUCGGCGGCGGCUCCUUUGCGAUAAAGACGAACCCGAACCCGAACCCACUUCCAUCUUCACUUUUUCCAUCUCACUUGCUCGGCGAGGGGGGAAGAGAAUUCGAUUCUCAAAAUAGAGAAGGGAGACGAGAGACACGAGAGAGAGGGAGAGGAAAUGGGAGAAAUAUAGAGAGAGAGAGAGGGAGAGAUGAAAAAGGGAUAAAAAGUCAAACUGAAAGUACUUGAAGGGCUUUGGGAGGGGAGUAAAUUUGUGUGGUUGAGAUAAUUGCCCAAAAAAAAUUUGUUCAUAGUUAUACCCAAGAUACUAGUAUUCCCAACUUUGGUCAUAGUUAUAUUUUUGUCGGUUUCUAAUUUAUUUAGUGUUACUAAUCUAUUUAAAUUGGUUAUCUAGUUUUACCUUCAAUAUUACUAGUUUAAAUUGUUAUAUAUAUAGUUCCGUGCAAUUAUAUUUAGCGAAUAGAUAUAACUCGAAAGUUUCGUUUGUAAGAUGUCUUUGGCCAACAAAGUGUUAUUGGAAUUGCAAGGUCUCGUAAGGGAUA